AUGGACGAUUUUAAUGAUUUAUUCCCUGUCAACGAUUUGUAAAGUAGUUGGAAGAAGAAGAAUGAAAAGAAAGCACCCAUGAAACAAGGCAAAUUUACAGAAGAUGAAAUCGAAAAAGUAAAAGAAAGUUUGAUUUCUUAUGCAUUAUCUUAAAACUUAUCAGAAGAAUAAUUUGCUAAUUUAUUUAGCAAUUCUCAAAAAACAACUAUGCCAAAAGCUUGGUUACAAAUAGCUAAAGUACUUCCAGAGAGAUCCGUGGACAGUGUCUAUAAAUUCAUUAAAGCAAGAUUCAACCCAGACAAUUACUAAGGACAUUGGACUAAGGAGGAUGAGUAGCAUCUACUUCAAUUAGUUAAUUAAUUUGGUCGGAACUACACUUAAAUAAGCAAAAUUCUCAACAGAACACCUCAAAAUAUUAGGGAUAAAUAUAGGCAAUUGGGAGAUCAUAAUCAUGAACUUAGAGAACUAGUCUGGACUUUAGGAGAGGCAGUUCAUUUAUUGAGAUUGAUUUCAAAGAAAAAUAAUGCAAAUUUUAUUAAGGAGGACUGGUUAGACACAUUAACAUAAUCAUUUGGUGAAGACUGGCAAGAUGUAAUUCUAACUACUCAAUCAUAGAAAAAGAAGUUUCGUAAAAGAACUUAUUAUGAAAUUUAAUAAGAGGACACUUAGACUUAAUAAUUACUAAAGAUCAUUGAUUUGAAAAAACUGUAUUCUACUUCUCAUAAAGAUAUUCCUUGGACCUCAAUAGCUACCAAAAUUCCAACCAAAAGUCAUGAUGAUCUUAGAAACUUUUGGAUGCAAUCUUUAAAUUAGUGGCAAUUACAAGUCAAACUCAAAAUCGAUGAUGAAUAAUUAUUUAAUGAUAUUAUUCUUUAAGAUCCAUAAGAGGAAUAAGAUAUCGAUUUUAAUCUGGUCUUAAAGAAUUUCAAUCUAACAAAGAAUGAAAAAAAAAAUGCCUGGGAAACUUUAAAAAAGAGAGUCUAAGUGAGAGAUUAACUUGAAUUUGAAGAACUUUUAACUAAAAUAAGACAAUUAUUUUGUAAGUCAAAAAAGGAAUAAAAAUAGAUGAAACUUGAAUAGAAAAAUUUGAAUGUUACUUCAUUCAAUAAAUUAGUUGAUGAAUUUAAGGCGUUAAAAGAAGUAUAUUGA
Molecule: messenger RNA, 1149 nt
Organism: Paramecium tetraurelia
Lineage: Eukaryota; Ciliophora; Oligohymenophorea; Peniculida; Parameciidae
Exons: 3
Biological process (GO): regulation of DNA-templated transcription
Cellular component (GO): nucleus
Molecular function (GO): transcription cis-regulatory region binding; DNA-binding transcription factor activity
Source: RefSeq, a predicted model, not a curated record